CUUUUCUCCGCAGUUGUCACGACAUUCGUCGUGCAGUCAUAUCCAGGGUUGCAGCCCGACCCGACCCAAACGUCGACAGAGAUCCUGACACGUAUCUCAAUGCAGCUCUCGAGUCUGACCGUCAAUCAGGGUUUCAUCAACUCGACGAUACCAGCCGCGAAUCUCCAGAAGGUGGAGCAGUUCACGCCCUCGACGUCGUCCGUCGUCGUGAACCUUCUCUGGUUCACGAGCCUCGUCUUUAGCCUGGUAUCGGCCCUCUGCGGGAUCUUCACCCGCCAGUGGUUAAGGCAGUACGCCGGAUGGGAAGUUUCCUCUGCAAGGCAGAGCGUUCGUCUUCGGCAGUUUCGGUACAACGGGCUUCAGCGUUGGGGCGUUCCCCAUAUCAUGACGUUCCUUCCCAUUUUACUUCAGCUUUCCCUCGUGCUGUUCUUCGCAGGACUCAUAGAAAUUCUGUGGAGCCUUCACCGGACGAUCGCC
This is a messenger RNA of Punctularia strigosozonata HHB-11173 SS5, 477 nucleotides long. RefSeq lists its product as uncharacterized. Lineage: Eukaryota; Fungi; Basidiomycota; Agaricomycetes; Corticiales; Punctulariaceae. The transcript has a single exon. The record is from RefSeq and is a predicted model, not a curated record. The annotation marks the transcript as partial.